Mesoplodon densirostris (Blainville's beaked whale) is the source of this 3075-nucleotide messenger RNA. RefSeq names its product protocadherin-8-like. Gene Ontology annotation, cellular component: plasma membrane. Gene Ontology annotation, biological process: homophilic cell-cell adhesion. The record is from RefSeq and is a predicted model, not a curated record. Gene Ontology annotation, molecular function: calcium ion binding. NCBI's taxonomy places the organism in Eukaryota, Metazoa, Chordata, Mammalia, Artiodactyla, Ziphiidae.
AUGACCCCCUGCACUGCCCUGGCCACUGUUCAGCUCUCCAGGCCCUUCUGUGAGUUCUUUCAAGGGAAGAACAUGACCCAGAGGCCGGGAGACUGUGGAUUGGUCCAGAUGGAUGCUUAUUUGCAUACUCUUCCCUAUGUAACCUCCCCGCUGCUGCUUCUGGUGUCAGGGUCUUGCAUCGAAACUGUCAAUUUCCUCACCUUUGAGGAAGAAGCCCCCCGCACCUUCAUCGGUGUUCUGUCGGACCACAUCCUGUUUAAUUACCAGCGCGAGGUGCCAGGCCAGUUCCGCCUGAUUAAGUUCAACAGCUCGCUGAUCCAGGUGCAAGAGGGCGACGUGCUCGGAGACUUGGGCCUGGACCUCGAGCGGCUGUGCGGCCAGGCCUUCAAAGUGGUCAGCUUUUGGCAGGAGCAGUUCCGGCUGGUGCACGUGGAAGUGGAGGUGAGGGACGUCAACCACCACGAGCCACGCUUUCCCCGGGCCCAGAUCCCGGAGGAGGUGCCUGAGGGCGCGGCCGUGGGCACGCGCAUCCCCCUGGAGGUGCCCAUAGACGAGGACGUGGAGGCCAAUGGACUGCAGAGCGUUGCCUGGCCGCACAGCCCCUUCCGCGUGGAGCUGCAGACGCGCGCGGACGGUGCCCAGUGCGCCGACCUGGUGCUGCUGCAGGAGCUGGGCCGCGAGAGCCAGGCCGCCUACAACCUGGAGCUGGUGGCCCAGGACGGAGGCUGCCCGCCGCGCUCCGCCACGGCCGCCCUCAGUGUGCGCGUGCUGGACGCGAACGACCACAGCCCGGCCUUCACGCAGGGCGCCGUGGCCGAGGUGGAGCUGUCGGAGGACGCGCCCGUGGGCUCGCUACUGCUCGACCUGGACGCGGCGGACCCCAACGACGGCCCCAACGGCGACGUGAUGUUCGCCUUCGGCUCCCGUACCACGCCCGAGGCGCGCCGCCUCUUCCGCCUCAACCUGCGCUUGGGCCGCCUCACCCUGGCCGGGCCCGUGGACUACGAGCGCCAGGACACUUUGGACGGGCGGGCACAGGACUGGGGCCCCGGGCCCCGCGCCGCCACCUGCAAGGUCAUCGUGUGCAUCCGCGACGUCAAUGACAACGCGCCGGACAUCGCCAUCACCCCGCUGGCCGCCCCGGGCGCGCCUGUCGCCUCGCCCUUCGCCGCCGCCGCCGCUGCUCUCGGGGGUGCGGACGCGACCUCGUCGACCGGGCCCGGGACGCCAGAGGCCGGAGCCAUCUCGCUGGUGCCAGAGGGGGCGGCACGCGAGAGCCUGGUGGCGCUGGUCAGCACCUCGGACAGGGACUCGGGAGCCAAUGGGCAGGUGCGCUGCGCCCUCUAUGGGCACGAGCACUUCCGGCUGCAGCCGGCCUACGCGGGCAGCUACUUGGUGGUGACCGCGGGGUCGCUGGACCGCGAGCGCAUCGCCGAGUACAACCUGACGCUGGUGGCCGAGGACCGCGGCGCGCCCCCGCUGCGCACCGUGCGGCCCUACCUGGUGCGGGUGAGCGACGAGAACGACAACGAGCCGCUCUUCACGCGGCCGGUCUACCAGGUGUCGGUGAGUGAGAACAACCCACCUGGGGCCUACUUGGCCACGGUGGCCGCCAGGGACCCGGACCUGGGCCGCAACGGCCAGGUCACCUACCGGCUGCUGGAGGCCGUGUCCACCUACGUCUCACUGGACCCCGUCACUGGGGAGCUGCACGCACGACGGUGCUUUGACCGCGAGGAAUUGGCUGAGCUGCGGCUGGGGCUGGAGGCGCUCGACGGCGGCUCUCCGCCGCUCCGGGGCCGGGCCGUGGUGCGGCUGCAUGAGGAGGACCAGAACGACCACGCCCCGCCACUCGUCAGUGACUCAGCCCAGGCCCCUCUGCCCCGGGACGCGCCCCUGGGCUACCUGCUGACCCGACUUCAGGCUAGGGACGCGGAGCAAGACCUCAACGCGGAGCUGACCUACAUCCUGCUCCGCAGCAACUGCGGCCCCGGGGCGCUAGCUCUACACCCGGCCACGGGUGAGCUGUCCCUGCAGUGCCGCCUGUCCCCGCAGCCCGCCGACCCGCUGACGGCGGCCGUAGUGGUGAGGGACGGAGGCCGGCCGGCCCGGGGUUUUGACCAGUGGCUGCGGCCUUCCGCCGGUGGCCAUCGUCACCGUGACUUGUUCCUGCUCAGGACAUCAGGGGCUGAUCCUGGGAGGUUCGACCCAAGCUUCUUCGUGGAGACACCGCGGCUUUCCAUUUCCUCAGAGGCGCAGGAGAACGAGUCUGCCGAGACUUCCCAGUGCGGGAACAGUGCGGUGUCCUUAUGCCCCUCGCCUCCGAAGAGAAGCGGGAUCCCCUGGGCCCAGGAAAAAUUCUCCACAGAUGAGGGCAGGAGGAGGCCUGAUGCUCAUGUGUUCCUGGAGGUCCAUGUCUAUUCCUGCUGUUUCGGCCCCUGGACACAUUCAAAUCCAGAUGAGUUUAGUGUGAGAGAUAGUGGAAAAGGAGACAGUGAAUUGAAUGACGACAGUUCUGAUUUCAAGAAAGCACCUUUUGGAAUGAUUGCAAAGCAAGAGGAUCUGCCUAGGAGCCUGGCUGAUAUGUCGGAUCGUGAAGCCAAGGGGCAGGGUGCAGGCAUGGUGGUAGGGGCCGUGAAGGUGGUUGAGGGGAAACACUCUAGUUGCUUCCAGACUAAGAAGGACCCUGGAGGGUGCGCACACCCUGCCUUCAACUCUCCAGACACGGGGAUGGGAAACAAAUCCACUGAACCAAGUAAGAUUAAGCUGCAAACCCUGGCUCGGGAUGCUCGUCAGGCAGCCGUCUCCCUGCUGGUUUCACAGAUUGUGGUGUUGAAUCCCAAGCCCAGGCUGUCCCACCGCCCAGGCCGCCAAGCACCACACACUCCUCUAAUGUAUCACAAUUACCGAGACAGCUGCACUAAGCAGAAGCCUUCCUCCCCUCCCUACCUGAGCAUCCUGCAGGGCGCGGCUCAGCUAAAUCAAGAUGAUGAGGAUUGGCUGACGGCCUGCUUCCUGGAGAGCCUCAUUCUCACCACUUUCUUCCCCGCCCUGGCUGUCUUUCCAAAUGCCUAA